AUGCAUUUAACGCUUAUACUUGCUACUCUAUGUUCAUUACUUGUAAUGAUUGAUUCAAUUACAUACAUUUACCCUUAUAAUUAUGGCGAAUUUUAUGGUGGACGUUAUCCCUUUCCUUAUUAUCCACCACGCUAUCGUCGUCGUUAUUACGGCUUUGGUCCUUAUGGCUUUGGUGGCUUUGGCGGUCGUUUUCCAGGUUCAUUUGGUGGCGGUUUUCCCUAUGGCGGUGGUUUCCCAGGUUAUUAUGGCGGCGGUUUCCCAGGCUCCUUUCGCGGAGGGUUUCGUGGACCUAGUGGUGGUGCACGAAUAGGGGCAGCGCUUGGUGAAUUGGUUGAUUCGCUUGGUUGA
This is a messenger RNA of Dracunculus medinensis (Guinea worm), 348 nucleotides long. Lineage: Eukaryota; Metazoa; Nematoda; Chromadorea; Rhabditida; Dracunculidae. The record is from the annotation of a GenBank genome assembly.